Molecule: messenger RNA, 2640 nt
Organism: Dioscorea cayenensis subsp. rotundata (Guinea yam)
Lineage: Eukaryota; Viridiplantae; Streptophyta; Magnoliopsida; Dioscoreales; Dioscoreaceae
Product: myosin-2-like
Exons: 7
Coding region: 442-2139 (565 amino acids)
Molecular function (GO): protein binding
Source: RefSeq, a predicted model, not a curated record
UUCAUUUUCAACAUUUCUAGGGUUUCACCAUUUCUCUUUCUCUCUCUCUCUCUCUCUCUCUCUCUCUCGUGCAAUUCAAUUCAAAUCAAUUCAAAUCAAAUAGCUCCCUAUCCCAAUUCCCAACCUCAUGUUCCAGUAGUCCUCUUCAAUUGUUUCAAGGAACAAUUAUAUAAAAGUUUGUGUCUUUUGUUGUUUGAAUCAGUGGUUUCUUUUCCUCGAUUGAGUUGGGUUUUUUUGUUUAUGUUAAUGUGUUCCAAGAUCUAUCUUUGAGGAAUUCUAGAUUUGUGUUCCUCGUUGGCUGCAGCAACAUUGUGAAAUUGCUGAAUUUUUUUUCGGUUUCCAUGUGAAGAAAACCGGGAGAAUUCAGUGGAUUUUUGUGAUUUUGAUUUCAAUUAUUCCGUUCUUGGUGACAUUUAUUAGGAAGAUUGCACUUUGGGAAGAAUGCCGCCCGCGGUCGUGAUGGCUCCUGUUCACACUCGGAGCUCGCUGGAGUUAAUGCUGGAAUUGAUUCAGAAGAGGGAUGAGCUGGCCAAGGAUGCACCACCGGCAUUGCCAUCCAGACCCACCUCACGAGGCCGCCUGCCCUCGUCCAGGAGGUCUUUGCCUCUCAACUUCAAGACCAGAAGCAUUUCUCCAGAGCCCUCUGUGAAGGAGGGCUCUGACAAGAUGGAAAUGAAGAGGGAGCCACUUGUUAAGGUGGACAAGGAAUUUCCGGUUCAAAAUAGGUUUUUUGAGAGUCAUAAUAAAUUGGAGAAGGUGGGCCAGUUAGAGGAGUCUUCUUUGUAUGCCAAUAAGCCACAAGCAGAGAGAUCUGAUGAGGAUAAUUCAAGGGAAAUUGGCAGAUUGAUUUAUCAGAUGUCUGGUUCUGAGAAAGUGGCGGAUAAAAUUCUGAUGAAGAUUGCUCAAUCAGAAGAUGUUAGUUGUCAGGCUCUACUGCAGAUUAUUGGAGUUGAGAAAUGUCCUUAUGGUCUUCAUGCUUGUUCUUCAUACGAAGAUCUCAAGAAAGGAGCAACAUUAUUUCAGUCAUUUGUUCGAGGUGAAAUAGCUAGGCGUACAUUUCAAUUUCUAAUGAAGAGGCUCAUGGCUGUGGUUAUCAUACAAAAAUAUGUAAGAAGGUGGAUUGCCAGGACAAAGUUCUUUAACCAGAAGGAGGACAUUAUACAUUUACAAGCUGUUGUACGUGGACAGUUGGCUCAAAAGCAGUCUAUUAUUCUAAAAAAUCUCAGAAUGUCUAACAAGCUGAAUGAAGCAAGUUCCAACUGGCAUCUGCACAAGAACUUUCAAGAAACAAAGGAAUAUGUUUUGGUUCACCAUUCAGUUAUGGAAGAUCUUCAGAUGCGUGUUCUGAAAGCAGAAGCAUCAUUAAGAGAAAAAGAAGGGAUUCAUCUGUCAUUCCAACAUCAGUUGGAACAGUAUGAGAUGAAAAUGAUCUUAAUGGAGGAGAUGUGGCAGAAAAAGAUGUCACUGCAGGAUCUUAAUGAGAGGCAUUUUGAGGCACACCAUUCUGUUAAGACCGAACUGCAGAGGGAGAUUCUGAAGGCAAAAGGAGCAUUGAUGCAAAAAGAAGAGGAGAAUAUUAAAUUGCAACAAGACCUUCAUCAAUAUGAAGUCAAAUGGUCACAAUAUGAGAUGAAGAUGAAAUCUAUGGAAGAGAAAUGGCAAAAACAGUUGACGUCCUUGCAGCUGAGUUUAGCUGCGGCAAGGAAGAGGUUAGCUGAUGAUUCAGUGAGUUUGCCUGAGAAGUCUGAUUCAUCAUCACUUUGGCAUUCAUACGACUCAGAGAGUUCUAUGUCCACUGAAGCCCGCUCACCUGAAUCUACUCUAGCCAAACAUUGUCAUGCCUCUGGCGCUGGAAUUAGAAAUGAUUUUACCAGAAAGCAGAAAGCGGUUAAUGUACUAGUGCAGGAGUUUGAGCAGAGAAAACAGGCCUUUGAGGAUGAUGUGAGGUUCCUUAUGGAGGCCAAGUCACAACAGUUAGAUCGUAGCCCGAACCCUGAUGUAGAGCUUCAGAAGCUGAAGAUAGAGUUCACUUCAUGGAAGAAGGAUUACAAGGUUCGGUUGCGGGAGGGCAAGUCUGCAAUUCACAAGCUCAGUAAGACAAGAAAAGAUAAACCAAAAAAAAAUUGGUGGUGCACUUGAAUAGCAUAAGAUGAUUUUGUAGAAGGUCUUGAUGCUGCUGGACUUCUCUCUUGUCCUAAUCCUGAAAUGUUUGGUUAGGUGGGUAACCCUCUGUGCCUGCCUCAGCGCGCACAAAAGAGUGUUUUGUAUUCUGAAUAUUUUCUUUUUAAUUGUUAUUGUGUUGAUGUAGAAGUAGUUUAUAACUGAAUGUUGUAGCCCAGCAAUAGAUGAAGAGAGGUGCACUUGAAUAGCAUAAGAUGAUUUUGUAGAAGGUCUUGAUGCUGCUGGACUUCUCUCUUGUCCUAAUCCUGAAAUGUUUGGUUAGGUGGGUAACCCUCUGUGCCUGCCUCAGCGCGCACAAAAGAGUGUUUUGUAUUCUGAAUAUUUUCUUUUUAAUUGUUAUUGUGUUGAUGUAGAAGUAGUUUAUAACUGAAUGUUGUAGCCCAGCAAUAGAUGAAGAGAGGUGUACUACUGCUCUUGAACAGUCAAGUGAAAAAAUAAAUCCAUGUGUUGUUCAUUCCA